AAAAGAAGGCGAAUGAGAAUGAAUUGUGGAAGAAGUUUUUAUCUUACUCUACCCCACCAGAACAGCCGUCUGUUGAAUGGCUUUCCGAAUUACGAGACUUGGUCAUCGACCUGGGCCCCGCUAACAGAGACAAGGUUAUAACGAAACUCGGGCGUGAACUUUGGUGCCAGCUGGUUUUCUUGAAUGUACAUCGUGGCCAGUCUCGCACGCUAUCGAAGACCAAAGUAUCAAAAAUUGACAUCUCAAAUUGGGAUUUGAUUCCUACAGAAGCAGAAGCACCAUGCAAAACCUGCGGCCACAAACUUGCGUGCAAUGGCCCAACUCUGAAGACCAUUCAAAAUGCCGGGAGUGCCAUUUGCAAGCUAAGCGCUGUACAUUUGGCGGCGAGGAUACGAAAAAGGGGCGGAAACGAAAACGAAGUUCGAAGUCUCCAGUGACAGUACGAAGACGCCACCUCGAGGUGGAUAUGAAUACGGAUAUGGAUGAAGAUGAAGAUGGCUUUUCACAAGACGAAAUCCUCCAGCAACCCACAGAAACCUCAAACACGGCAACAUACCACAGAUCGACAUUGAACUUGCAGAAGGUCGCAGACUCUGUGAAAUCGGUGGGGACGAGAUCAAGUACACCAAAGCCGCCUUCCCUGAUAAAAGUUCCUCUGAAGCCCGGACUUUCCUCUCACCCUCCAGCACCACCUUUCUUUAAUCUCGGAGCAUCAACUUCGGAACGUGAACAAGUGGUGCCAGACAAAACUCCGCUCACAGCUUCACCGCCUGAGCACAGAGUGACUCUGGACAGAAACAGCGAUGUCGAACCGACAACAAACUUGAAGAACACGUCCAUGAUUACCAACCCUCUACCUGCAUUCAACAACAAAUCGUUGACCAUACACGGAUCACCUACACCGUCACCGGAAGAUCCUCCAGAGCAAUCAUUCCCAACCCUAGCAAACGAGUUUUUCCAUAGGGGAAAACCCGACAUGAACUCUACGAGGCCUCACGGUCAUCCAGACCAUGACGAGGACGAGAAGCUGCUGGAGGAGUGCCAGAAUGAUGCUUGCAAAAGGCUGGUAGCAAAGAUAACAGCUGAGCGAGACUCUGCCCGUGAGGAACCAGAAGCAUGGAUGACGUUUGCUUUGGAACUAGACGCCCUAUACCAAAAAGCCCUAAAGACAUUCGCGCAGUUUCGUAAACCUUCAUAACGUACCAUACAAUAUAAUAUGGUUGAACGUAGCAGGCUUUGUUCCCGGGCAGUACCAACGACGCGACGUUAGCACCCUGAAAAUUAGGCAUGCAAAUGGUAGACAGGAUCAAUCAGCUUAUAUCAUUAUCG
Messenger RNA from Desarmillaria tabescens, 1329 nucleotides. RefSeq lists its product as uncharacterized. The coding region runs from base 281 to 1198 and encodes 305 amino acids. The record is from RefSeq and is a predicted model, not a curated record. The transcript has 3 exons. NCBI's taxonomy places the organism in Eukaryota, Fungi, Basidiomycota, Agaricomycetes, Agaricales, Physalacriaceae.